Messenger RNA from Aureococcus anophagefferens, 891 nucleotides. RefSeq names its product expressed protein. The transcript has a single exon. The record is from RefSeq and is a predicted model, not a curated record. Bases 1 to 891 code for a protein of 296 amino acids. Lineage: Eukaryota; Pelagophyceae; Pelagomonadales; Pelagomonadaceae.
AUGGGCCGGUUGGUCUGGGCAGCGGCAGCCCUCGCGGCCGCCCGCGCCGCGCCGACGCUCGCGCCGUCCCGGACCCCGGCGCCGACGGCCGCGCCGUCCCCCGACGCGACCUGCGCCUCGAUCUGCGCCGCGGCCUCCUGCGACGCCUACAACGCGAAAUACUGCGAGCUCGCGGCGAGCGCGCACGGCUGCGACUGCGACGGCUGCCGCUGCGCGGGCGCGACGGCCGCGCCGAGCUGGGCCUGCGCGGGCACCUGCGCGGGCCUCUUCUGCUCGUCCUACGACGCGGCGACGUGCGGCCUCGCGCGCGGCGCCGGCUGCGAGUGCGACGGCUGCGCCUGCGACGACGACGACGACACCUCCGCGGCGCCGCCCCCCUUCCUCGUCGCCGUCAUCGCCGUGUUGGCCGUGCUCGCCGUCCUCCUGCCGCUCGGCGCCUACGCGUUCGCCACGGAGCGCGCCGCGGCGGCGAAAUGUCCCCGGGAGCCGCCGCCCAAAGACGUCGAGCUGGGCCACCUGCCGGACAUGAGCGAGGCCAAGGUGCCCGAGGAGAUCUUCCUGCUGCCGGCCGCGGGCAGGAAGGAGCGCAAGUCGUCCUUCGCGUCCGACGCGUCCGCGGCGCAGCUCGCCAAGGAGCGGCGGCCGUCGCUCUCGGACGUGCUCGGCGUGCCGCCGCGCGGCCGCGUCGAGUGCGAGGACGGCCGCCUCGUCGCCGACGACGCGGCGGACGCGCCGGGCCUCGACGACGCCAACGCGCCCCUGGCGACGCUCUCGGACGCGGGGCUCCGGCGGCUCUGCGAGACGCUGGGUUUGGACCAGGGCGGCAAAAGAGAGCGAAAUUCCCAACUUCAAAGGCUCCGAUCUCGGCCGUUUUCCACUCGUUUCGGCUGA